This is a messenger RNA of Aspergillus wentii DTO 134E9, 2844 nucleotides long. RefSeq names its product annexin ANXC4 (gene anxc4). The transcript has 2 exons. The coding region runs from base 33 to 2627 and encodes 864 amino acids. Gene Ontology annotation, molecular function: calcium-dependent phospholipid binding; calcium ion binding. The record is from RefSeq and is a predicted model, not a curated record. Gene Ontology annotation, cellular component: cytoplasm. NCBI's taxonomy places the organism in Eukaryota, Fungi, Ascomycota, Eurotiomycetes, Eurotiales, Aspergillaceae.
ACCUACCGUAAUAAAGCAGCCCCAGUCUUUCCAUGUCCCUCCAAGUCAACGACCCACGGUCGCGUGGCCGUUCCAAGUCUCCGGGCGGGCGCAGCCGUGACCGUUCCAGAUCUCGCAGUCAGGUUCCUUCGCCGGCCCCAGAAAGCAGGAGAAGGAGAACCAACAAAAAGUAUUCCGAUUCCGAGUCAGCAGGUGAGAAUCUUCGCUCCGCGUCGCGCAAUCCUCGGAGUAGAGGUUCGAGGAGCAAUGCGCGAUACGAUGUCUCGUCGGAGGAAUCAGAGGAUUCGGAGGAUGAUCACAGGGACAGGCACCGGCAUCGUCGUGAUCGCUAUGCUCACUCGGAUGUCGGGGAGGAAGACUUGAAGAGUCCGGCGCCUAAAUACAGUGGGACUGCAGGUUACGAUUCCCGAUCGCAUCGUCGCCAUCCCUCUCAGUACGACCGCGACCGCUAUUCGAGCGAUUCUGAUUCCUCGGCGGAUGAUGACCUCGCAUAUGGGGAUCUACCUGGGAAGCGCGAAAAGCAUUACAGGCUGUCUUCGGGUGGUUCUAAAUUGGCUGGGUUGUUCAAGCGCGGGUCAUCGCGUCCUACUGAGGAAGCACCGCCUGAGGUACCUGGCAGCCACCCUGGCUAUGCAAGGCACCAUCCGUUUAAAUACGCGGAUCCGGUGCAAUCUCCUCAUGCAGAGCUUGGGGUUUUACAGCCGAACUGGCCGCCGAUUCCUGAGUGCGAGAUGCCCGGGUUUGUGCCACCGUCAUCACAAGCCGAAGCGCAGACCAUGCCGGGGGCAUUUCCAUCUGUCACCGUGUCUGGUCAACCCGGUGUGUCUGCUGCAUCUGCGCCCGUGUAUGCGGUGCCUCAGUAUAUGAAUGUUAGUCAACACCCGAAUAACCCAUAUGCACCUCGCCCGCUUUCGAUCCCUACCACCGUUGCGUAUGCCCCGGCAGUGAGCUCGCCGAAUCACCAGAGACAUUCCUCGAGCGAUUCACCCAUCCAUCCAGCGUAUGCGAACCCGCCUGCAUUCCAGUAUGCACAGAUCGAUCCCAGCCUUAGAUAUGCCACAAGCAAGCCCGCAGGCAAGCCGCAUACGCACUCUUCAAGCGCUCAACUCUCUCGGCCCUCGACAACCGAGGCUGGCCAGCCGCAUCAAGAGGUCAGGUAUACAACUCAGCCUGAAUCGUCCAGGCCGCCUCCCCUUCCAAGCCGCGACCAGCAGCAUUUCGUUGAGAUUGCACCUGGGAACCGGACGCACGGUCGUUCCCACAGCCAUUCCGUGUCGUCUGCGAAUAACCUUACGGUUGCAGUGCCUGACCCAAGUCAUCGUCCGAGCAGCCCUCUGCUGGAGCCAUACACGGGGACUUAUCAGUCUAUUUCACCUAUGCCUUCACCGAUUAUUGCGGCUCCCAGAUUGGACGACGAGUUGUCGGAUCUGGAGCCGCUAGACGCGCCUUCUGAUAUGGACCGUGGUUUGAUGAAGCACAUUCGAAAGAGGUCCAAGGAUGACAGGGAACACAAGGAGCGAAGAAGUGAACGGUCCAAGAGGGAUAGUAGUCGUGUCCGACACGAACGGCACGGAUCCCAUGAUCCCGAGUCCCUAAUUCUGAUCUCGCCCAGCAGCGGGCGCAAGCGAGUGUCGUUCUACGACCCAGCCCCCGAUGCGAUAGCGAUGCAGGAAGCAUUGUCACACACGCGUAACAUUGACACGAAAACCUUGAUUCGCAUUCUGCCGCACUUGGACAGCGAUGAAGUUCUGGACCUGCGCAAGGAGUACAAGAACCAUGUCAAGUUACACGGCAAGGGAAUCAACGUGGCUAAGCACAUCCGCUUGAAGUUGGGCAACAGCACCUUCGGUAAGGUGUGUUAUGUGACUGCACUGGGCCGAUUCGAAUCCGAGGCAUACUGGGCGAAUUGCUACUACCAGUCCAGUACUUCCCGACGGGAGCUCUUGAUUGAAUCUCUGAUGGGACGAACCAACAUGGAAAUCCGCGAGAUCAAAGAGGACUUCCGCGAUUCGCGGUACAUGGAUGACCUGGAGAAAUGCAUGAAGGCCGAGUUGAAGGCGGACAAGUUCCGGGUGGCGGUGCUGCUUGCCCUGGAAGGGAGACGACAGAGUGAGCGGGAACCCGUGAAUCCAGACUUGGUGCAGCGGGAUGUCCAGGAUUUGUACCGGGCGUUGAUGUCGCGGGAGGGCGGAGAGACAGCGAUGAUUCACACCAUUGUCCGGCGGAGCGAUUCGCAUCUGCGGGAAGUGCUGCGGGUGUAUGAGAGGAUAUACAAGCACAAUUUUGCAAAGGCGAUGAUUGCCAAGUCACGAAACCUUGUUGGAGAGACACUGGCCCACAUUCUCAACGGCGCCAUCAAUCGACCGAUGCGAGACGCUCUUCUCCUCCACCAGGCCCUCCGUGAGUCCCGCAGCGGCAAGGAACGCUCCGAGCUGUUGAUUUCGCGGUUGGUCCGACUCCACUGGGAACCACGACAUCUGGAGCGGGUAAAGAGCGAGUUCCGCAAGCGAUACAGGGAGCGACUCGAGGAGGCGAUUGCGGUGGAGGUGUUGGGUACGACUGGGGGAAGUGAAUGGGGGGAGUUUUGCAUCGAGUUGGCGAGAAGCUCAUCGGUGCGAAAGGCUUGAUGUGAUGGUCUUGUGUUUUGUUUUGUUUCUUUUGUGAUGAUAUGAUUGUUAUGAUGAUGAGAUUCUAUUUCCUGAUUGAUUCUGGGAUGCGUAACGCGUUAUGACUAGUAUCUGUAUACAAUUCCAUGAUGGGUAACUGCUACUUCGAUGACAUCCAAACCAUUAGGCCUCAUUGCAGGAGACAUACGUACUUCAAUUAAUAUACUUGAUAAGAGCU